CUGUGUGAAUACUUCCUCCUGGCACAGCAACAGUUGUCGCAGCUGGCUUCUAAUGGCAACAAUGGCGAAAACAAUGGCGGCCGUCCUGCCACACUUGCUCCUGCUAACCUUUGCCCCCAUGGUAAGCCUGGCCUGUCCACACGGGUGCCAGUGCUACAGCGACGUGCCCUCGGUCCACUGUUACUACCUGGGGAUCACGGCUGUACCAUCGGGCUUCCCUCCCAACACCACACUCCUCGCCAUCCGCCACUGUAACAUCACCGCCCUGCGCAGGGGCGACUUCAGCGGCAUGCCUCUAUUGGCGACUUUGUACCUCGACUGGAACAACAUAUCCACUAUUGAGCCGGGCACUUUCGACGGGUUAUUCCACCUGCAAUCUUUAAGCUUUGGUGGAAACCGUGUCGCUAAGCUCGCCCCAGAUCUAUUUAAGGACAACAAGCUGACAGAUUUUGACGGGUCUGACAACCGUAUCGAGGCUAUCCCGUCUGGUGUGUUCACCAAUCACUCCAGCCUAACAAGUCUGAUUCUGAACGGAAACCGCAUCAGUAUGCUCGGUGAUGCUGCCUUCGCAGGACUGCCGCAACUUGUGGAGAUCCAGAUUAACGACAAUCUCAUCUCUCGUCUCCCUGCUCACGCUUUAAAGGGUGCUUCCAAGCUCUGGUCCCUCUCCAUGGCACGAAAUGCUAUAUCGGAAAUAGAACUAGGUGCUCUAUCGGACUCUACAUCAAUGCAAAUACUUGAUCUAAGUGGCAACUUGCUGAUGACUCUAGAAGGAACUUUGAAGGGUCUCUCAAAUUUGAAUUCUUUGUGGGUUUCCGGUAAUCGUAUAUCUGAAAUAACCAACAGCACUCUGACCAGUCUGACUUCUCUCCGUGACUGUUGGCUGGACAACAACAGGAUCAGGAAAAUAGAAAGCGGUGCUUUCAAGGGGAUGGGGAACCUGAACAAUUUCUACCUCGGCAACAACGACCUCGAAGAGAUGCCUCUGAACGAACUCGUAGGUGUUCUUAAACUUGACCUAGCGAAUAACAGGCUACAGAGUCCACCCUUGAACAUGACCGCCGCGCCAAACCUUGCAAUAUUGAUGCUUUCUGGUAACCCCAUGAAAAUCUUGGCGCCCUCACAGUUUGCGAGCCUCAAAAGCAUCUAUGAACUUGAUCUUGACAACGUGACGGCAGUGAGAGAGCACACGAUGGAUCCCCGCGCCUUGUGCGACGUUCCAACUUUAUGGUCUGUGUCUAUGAAAAACAACAACAUCACAUCGUUCCCUGCAAAUCUUCUGACGUGUUCAAAAAGUAUCUCCUAUCUAAGUCUGGCCGGCAACAGGAUGGUAAAGUUCGAAAGGGACGACUUUUACUUAAUGGAAAUAGCUCAUCUGGAUCUUGCUGACAACAGAAUCACUAACAUUUCUACAUUGUCAGAAGCACUGGGGUCGGUCGGAUUCUUAUAUUCUUUGACCUUGACUGGUAAUCCCAUGGUCUUCCUUCCCGAAAAACUAUGUCCAGUUGGCACCUUAGCUCUCGACAACAUGAAGCUUCGCGCAGUUGACAAGGAUGCGUUUGAAUGGAUGGGCAAACUUCAGUCUAUCAACAUGGCAAAGAACAGGCUCCGAUUCCUUCCCGGGAAGCUUUUCGCAAACAUUAGUGUUGAGAAAGUCAACCUGGAGGGCAAUCCAUGGUACUGUGACUGUCAGAUGUACGAGUUUGCACUGUGGAUGAAAACCAACAACAUGUCGGAAAAGUUUGACGUAGUCUGUGACGGACCUGAGGCGCUUAAUGGAACCUGCUUGUCGGACAUCCCCCUUAAAAACCUGACAUGUGACUGUGUUCACUAUCAGGCACCAACUAUCAACACCACAGGGAGCGACACUCCUGUUGUGGCUGGCCAUGACGCAAGGCUUGUGUGUAACGUCACAGGUUGUCCCGAAGCAGCUGUCAUCUGGACCACUCCGCUAGGCGACGCUUUCUCAGAGGAUUCAGACGAUCCUCGGUUCUCCGUUUUGUCUGACGGUGGACUGGAGAUUCAGGAAACAAAGAUAACAGAUGCGGGCAUGUACAUAUGUACAGCGAUUAACUACCUUGGAAGCAGUCAGACAAGUGUUGGUCUCAAGGUUAAAGAAUCUAUAUUUUCAAAUUAGAAUUCCAUCGUUGCUGUUUCAUUCCAAGCAAGGUAUUUGUUAGUUGCGA
Branchiostoma floridae (Florida lancelet) is the source of this 2186-nucleotide messenger RNA. Its product is annotated as insulin-like growth factor-binding protein complex acid labile subunit. Bases 53 to 2137 code for a protein of 694 amino acids. Gene Ontology annotation, cellular component: extracellular matrix. Gene Ontology annotation, molecular function: protein binding. Lineage: Eukaryota; Metazoa; Chordata; Leptocardii; Amphioxiformes; Branchiostomatidae. The record is from RefSeq and is a predicted model, not a curated record. The transcript has 2 exons.